Osmia bicornis bicornis is the source of this 1516-nucleotide messenger RNA. It is a transcript of the gene RpIIIC53, whose product is annotated as DNA-directed RNA polymerase III subunit RPC4. Gene Ontology annotation, cellular component: RNA polymerase III complex. Gene Ontology annotation, biological process: transcription by RNA polymerase III. Gene Ontology annotation, molecular function: DNA binding. The transcript is spliced from 7 exons. The coding region runs from base 117 to 1322 and encodes 401 amino acids. The record is from RefSeq and is a predicted model, not a curated record. Lineage: Eukaryota; Metazoa; Arthropoda; Insecta; Hymenoptera; Megachilidae.
UGGUGUUGUGGCACAAAGCGAUCGGAAUCGCAAGUGCCCGUUGGCUGUUGUUAUACAAUUGUUACAUUAUGAAAAAAAUAAGUUUGUGACAUUUAGCAUUUAAAAAGUAAUUAACAAUGGCAUCUGAUAAAUCUGGCAGUUCAAACACUGCACUUCCAUCAAACGUUCAAAUAAAAGUUGAACCUGGAACAUCGAUGCCUGUAACCUUAAAAAAUAUUAAAACAGAACCUGGUCUAUCAACUAGUACAACCAGAUUAACUUCUUUUCGUGUACCAAGAGAUUUAACGUUAGGAGGUAACAUUAAGACUGAGAAAUCCAAGAAAAUAUAUACACCAAACUUAAAUGCUCAGAGAAUAAAAAAGAAAGAAGAUGCAUCACAAAAUGAUCCUGCAAGAUCAGUUAGAAAUAGGGAUCAUAAUAGAGGACGUGGCAGGGGUAAUAGAUCUGAUAGAGGCCGUGGUAAAACAUCCAGCAAUCUAAUUCAGUCUAGUGGUGUUUGGUCUACUGGAAUAACAAAUGAAGCAACAAAACGCCACAGCAGUGGUGGUGGUGGUGGUGGUGGUGGUUCUAGAGAUACUGGCAAAAGUUCUCAGAUGAGUUUAGAGAAACCAAAAUUAGAUCUAAAUCGCAAAAUUGAUAAAGCUGAUGAAGAAGAAAAGUUGAAAUUAUUGUUAAGGGAUGAUUUUAUAGAUGAUGGAGAACCCUUAAUUCUUGAGAAUAGUCCUGUUAUAUUGCCAAUGGUUAAAGAAGCAAAAUUGUAUAAAGAAGAAGUUAAGGUAAAAGUUGAAAAAGAAGAAGAAAUAGAUAGGAAGCCAAUCAUUUUAGAAAAUGGAGAGGUACUACCACCAAAAAAGGAACCUAUACUAAAGAUAUGUAAAUCUGACACAGAAGUAAAAAAUAAAUUUUCACAGAGCAUUCCCCAAAUCAUUGAAAACAAAACAAAUUCUUACAUUUUGAUGCAGUUUCCAGAUUGCUUACCGGGUUUGAUGAGCAGUGCGGAUGAUACUAGACCAAAUCGUUCAAAUACCUCGAAUUUUGAAAAAGAAAACGAAAAUAAAUCCGAAACAGAAAUGUGUACUCUGAAUAGUUUAAAGCCUGGUAUUCUGGGCAAGUUACAAAUUUUGAAAUCUGGUAAAACGCGCUUAUUGUUGGGUGAAAAUAACUUAAUUGUAGAUGUUGGAUCGGAUCUAAGUUUUCGACAAGAUCUCAUCGCGGCGAAAGUAGACAACGAAAAAUUAAGUGGUGACCUAAUUAAUCUCGGACCAGUCAGUAGUACACUCAUAUGUUCACCGGAUUGGGAAUCUAUGCUGGCCAAAUUGUAGAUAUAUUUAUACUAUUUAUAAAUUUUGUUGAAUUAAUGAUACAUGAUGAUUAAUCUAUUGUACAGUAUGAACUGCUUUUUUUUCUUGUUGAAAAUCACGUAUUUUAAAUAAUUCGAUAUGCGUAGAACUUGCAUCACGUACAAGUUCAAUAGUAACUCAGAAGUCUAAAUAAAUUUAGAGUUAUUUUAGAUUAA